GCUACCCCGAGGAGACGGCGUGCGUGUCGGUUGAAGGUGGACCAAAAGUCCGGGUAUUGGUCCAUUGUGGACCUCACAGUAACUGACUGACAUGGUCAAGAUUACAAAUGGCAUGAGUCAAUCAUUCCUUGGAGCCACCACGUCCUGUAGUGGGAGGGACCACGUUCUGUUUGAUGAGAGGUACCUCUUCCCUGUCCUUUCCAGUCACAUCGUGGUUAGAGCUACCUCUCAAACUGAAGCACGGACUAGCCAGUGAGUUUUCUGGUGACAUGACAAGUGCCCAUAUGCCCGGUGGUACUCCCGAUGUACCUGCGGAGUGGAUCGGCGAAAGUCUGCCCGGCAGCCCGGAAUUUCCGAGGACCCCUGGCUUGUGGGUGAGGGGAGGCGGUUUCAGCUGCCUGCCCAGUGCUUCCUGCCAGCUUCCCGGGUCUGCUGGCCCAGGAACGCAGAGGGGAUUCGACCGAAUGACAAGUGGGGUCUUCUCCAACAUGGAGGGCUGUUCUGUACAAGAUGACUGGGACGACGACGACAGGCCACCCACGCCCACUCUCAUGGGCUAUGAGGUCAUGGAGGAGAGGUCAAAGUUCACCGUGUAUAAGAUUUUAGUGAGACGGACAGAGGAGGAGAGCUGGGUUGUUUUCAGACGGUACACAGACUUCUCCAGGCUCAAUGACAAGCUGAAGGAAUUGUUUCCCAGGUUCAAGCUGUCUUUGCCACCCAAGCGCUGGUUCAGAGACAACUAUGACAUGGCCUUCCUGGAGGAGAGGCAGCAGGGCUUACGGUCCUUUCUACAGACGCUGGUCACGCACAGAGACCUCACCAACAGUGAGGCAGUCAGGGGUUUCCUUUGCCUCAACAACCCACCAGGUGCAGCUGACAGUCUAGACAAGAACCAGAAGUCACUGGAGGAAACCAACCUCCGAUUACAGCGGCUGCUGAUUGAGAAAGACCAGGAACUGGAGUCCCUCAAGAAAUGCUUGGAAUCAAGAGACCUCAAAAUCAGCCUACUGGAAAAACAAAUUGGCACUCAUGUGGCAGAGGGUACGGACAGAGUUUUCAAGCCCUUAAUCUUCACCACACACCUGGACUCUGAGGAAGAGGAAGAUGAAGAGGAAGAGAAUGACAGCAGGCAUAGAUUACCACCAACCACCAACAGUCUCCAAAAACAUGUUCUAAGUUGUGAGAUCCAGGUUCCGUGGAAGGGCCAUGGGGCCUGUUGGUGUGGUCCAGCCCGGGCCAAACCCAGAGGACACUUCUAGUGGAACCAGCCCCUAAUCUCCUCUACCAGCCAUAUGCAUCUUAUAAGAUAUGUAGAUUUCAAUCUAUAGAUUGCAUGACAAUACCUGUCUACCAAGGCUCUAAAUCCUUAUCUUAAUCACCAGCCAAAAUGACUGGUAGAUGUCAAUCUUAUUAGCCAAACACACACUCAUUGAUGCGUCAAAGUGGCAAGUAAGUUUCAUUCUCUACCAGCCAAACUGAAAUUUCACCAACAUUUGUCCCUACUCUCUAAUAUGACUGGUAUAUAAGGACUCUUUGACUGCAUAGUUGCCUCUCCUCCCUCCCUCCCUCUCUCCUUUUCUCUUUCUCUUUCUUCUCAUCCCUCUCACCCCCAAACCCAGAGGAAAUGUUGAACAGAACCUCUUCUGUCAUCUCCUCACUAUACAUUUGUAGCACUGCAUCUCUCUUACUAAUCUAUACUGUGGCUGCCCAUGUGCCUCCAUUCUAUUCCUUUUUCCUCCCUCCAUUUGACAAGCUCUCUCUCUCGCUCUCUCUCUCUCUCUCUCUCUGUCUCUCUCUCACACACACACAGACACACACACACACACACCUUCCUCCAUUUGACAAGCUCUCUCUCUCUCUCUCUCUCUCUCUCUCUCUCUCUCUCUCUCUCUCUCUCUCUCUCUCUCUCUCUCUCUCUCUCUGACACACACACACAGACACACACACACACUCUUUCUCUCUCUCUCUCUGAUUUUCUGUAAAUCCUAAAUCUUGUGGGACUUUGAGUUAUCCUUUGGGAUUGCUGUGCUCUUUAAACUUUCAACUGUAUCAAAAGUUUUGAUACACUUCUUUGUCUUUUUUGUGAUAGGUAUUUUAACCCAAGCCUUUUUAGAGAUGGGAGUGUUCUAUGUUUUCUCUAAAAUGACAUUUUACAAUAUGAAAAGUAUCGUUAUCAGUUGUUAGGUACGUAUGUUGUGAUGCAAAGUGCAGGGUUUACCUUUGGUUUUAGUGCAGAUUUUAAGCUUUUGAUUUACAGUUGUUUUUAGUGCAAUGUAACCUUUGGUUUGGUUGUUCGUUUGUAUUAGCAACCAUCCUCUGUCUCUCCUUUCAUCAGCAGUGUGGGAGUCUUAUGGCAUGCAUCACAAAUGUGCAUGGAAGAUGUCCAAUCUCCGCCAUAUUCAACUGCAUAAAAAUAAUAUGUAGAUCAAUUACACCCACCCCUAAAACAUCAAAGAAAGUUUGUGUAUGCAGUUGACCUUGAAAUACCUCUCUAGACAAUUAGGACAUUGAAUCACCCUGCUGUUAAAUCUUACAUCCAAAUUGCUCUAUGCACAGUGGACAUUCAGACUCCUUGUACGGAUUUUAUACCUCUCUGCAGUGUGUAAAUUUAUAGUAUCCCACCGCCUGCUUUAUAGACUAGACAGGAAUGAAAAUAAUGGCGGAGAGGCCAUGUACAAGGUACGAGGACAGAAAUGUGAAUGUAUGGUUUUCCUAAAAAGCCGUGGCUGUAGUAAGUUACAUAAUGUGACUGUCGAGAGUAACAAGGGAAUUAUUUAGGAAGGUUUGAAAGGGAAGAGAGAAUGGGAGUUUCACAUAUGUUCACACAGGCACCCACACGUGCUUGAACCCCCUCACACACAGACACACACACACACACACACACACACGCACGCACGCACGCACGCACGCACGCACACAUGCACACACACACACACGGACACAAACACACACCAAGGGGGAGGUGGACAUACAGCGAAUAUGACAGGUAUAACAAAACAUCAAGAAAACAGGAGAAAGAACAUUAAAUUACUGAUAAAGCCACAUUCCCAUCCAAAUGCACACAUCAGUUCACGGUUUUAUGAACACAUAUGACAGCUAUAGAUUCAUUUUAAAAACAAAUACAGGAUUCUGUCAGGACUCAUGCCAAAAGCAUGGUGAUGGAGAAAGUCCUUUUCAUGUCCUUUCACAUACCAAUACUCAAAGACUUUGUCCAAGAGCAACAUGGAAACUAUUAAGAUGCCUGCAUUUUUUUUUGAAAAUUCUGUACAUCAAGUAAGGAGACACCAUCACAGCAAGAGAGUGGAGUCUCGGCGCCAGGUCUGCACAGGUCAUGGGCAACUUGAAAAGAGUUACUCACAGGAUAUAAAC
This is a messenger RNA of Engraulis encrasicolus (European anchovy), 3369 nucleotides long. RefSeq names its product sorting nexin-16-like. Lineage: Eukaryota; Metazoa; Chordata; Actinopteri; Clupeiformes; Engraulidae. The transcript has 8 exons. Gene Ontology annotation, biological process: endosome to lysosome transport; protein targeting to lysosome; early endosome to late endosome transport. Gene Ontology annotation, molecular function: phosphatidylinositol binding. The record is from RefSeq and is a predicted model, not a curated record. Bases 174 to 1259 code for a protein of 361 amino acids. Gene Ontology annotation, cellular component: early endosome; extrinsic component of endosome membrane; late endosome.